AUGUUGCUUGCCACUUCUUGCACCCCGCUUGCUGCUCUAAUUGCCCGCCGCGUCUGCUCUCCUCUUGCACCUCAUGGCGCAUGUGUUUCUGAGUUGACCAUGUUAUCACUUGGACGUCGUUUGUGUCACCUCCUCUCCUCGCUUCACCUCCUCUCCUCGCUUCACCUCCUCUCCUCGCGUCACCUCCUCUCCUCGCGUCACCUCCUCUCCUCGCGUCACCUCCUCUCCUCGCUUCACCUCCUCUCCUCGCUUCACCUCCUCUCCUCGCUUCACCUCCUCUCCUCGCGUCACCUCCUCUCCUCGCUUCACCUCCUCUCCUCGCGUCACCUCCUCUCCUCGCUUCACCUCCUCUCCUCGCUUCACCUCCUCUCCUCGCUUCUCCCCUUGCCCAGGUGGCGCAUGUGCUUUUGGAUUGCUGCAGUGCCCGCAGCGCUGUUCUGCAUGGCGUGUGAAUUCCUGGUGGACAGCCCCCGGUGGCUGGCGCAGGUGAGAAGAUGGGGCAGGGAGGUGUGGCGGUAUGGCAUUAGGUGUCGCAUCACUGUCAGUGCCAGGUUGCCAGCAGCGCUGUUCUGCAUGGCGUGUGCAUUCCUGGUGGACAGCCCCCGGUGGCUGGCGCAGGUGAGAAGAUGGGGCAGGGAGGUGUGGCGGUAUGGCAUUAGGUGUCGCAUCACUGUCAGUGCCAGGUUGCCAGCAGCGCUGUUCUGCAUGGCGUGUGCAUUCCUGGUGGACAGCCCCCGGUGGCUGGCGCAGGUGAGAAGAUGGGGCAGGGAGGUGUGGCGGUAUGGCAUUAGGUGUCGCAUCACUGUCAGUGCCAGGUUGCCAGCAGCGCUGUUCUGCAUGGCGUGUGCAUUCCUGGUGGACAGCCCCCGGUGGCUGGCGCAGCAUGGCAAGUGGUCAGCAGCAGCAGAAGCAGUAACCCAGCUAUUAGGAGAAGCGAAGGUGAAAGAGACCACGGACGAUCUGCUGCAUCACUCCUUUGGCCCAGGCAGUCACCCCCUCUCAUCUCCCCCCACCUAUCAACCUCAGCACGGCAAGUCGGGGGAGGCAGCAGCAGCGGUGGCGCAGUUGUUGGGAGAAGCAAAGGUGAAACCCGCCCUGGACGAUCUGCAUCACUCCUUAGGCCCAGGCAGUCACCCCCUCUCAUCUCUCUCUAUCCCUCCCGACCCCACUACCCCACCUUCCCUACCCCUCUGCCCCCGCCUGCAGCAUGGCAAGUGGUCAGAAGCGGCAGCAGCAGUAACCCAGCUGCUGGGAGAAGCGAAGCUGGGAGAAACCAUGGACGAUCUGCAUCAUUCCUUUGGGGGAAGAGGCAGCAGGGGGCACGGUGUGGGGUGGGAGGGCGAGGCUAAGGGGGAAAAGAAGGAGGGGAAAGGAGAGCAGCAGCAUCCGGGGUAUGUAGUGCUGGAGAAGGGGAAGGGGGUGGCUGUGGCGGGGAAAGGGGACGAGGAAGGUCUGGUGAAGGAGUGGGGAGCGGUUGAGAAGGUGACUUGGCAAAGCCUCUUCUCCAAGCGAUACGUGCGGGUCGUCACCAUCGGAGCAACACUAUUUGCUCUACAGCAACUCAGCGGCAUCAAUGCCGUAUUCUUCUUUUCCUCGCACCUCUUCAAGUCGGCCGGCAUUCAGUCCGGCGCCAUGGCAAGCGUUGCCAUGGGCACUCUGAACCUAGUUGCAUCUCUGGUGUGCUCUGCUCUCAUCGACCGUGUUGGGAGGAAGGCGCUCAUCACAGGGAGCUUCAUUGGCAUGGGUCUUUGCAUGGCGGUGCAAGCAGCAGCGCAGGUGUUACCCUGGAUGGGCCCCAUGGCACCGCUCAUCACUCUCACUGCCACCCUCGUCUACGUAGCCUGCUUCACCAUGGGAGCCGGACCUGUGCCGGGCCUGAUGCUGCCUGAGAUGCUGCCGAACCACAUCCGAGCCAAGGGCAUGGCCUUUGCCAUGUGUGUACACUGGGUCUUCAAUUUCAUGGUCGGUUUCUCCUUCCUGCCUCUCAUGGUUCGCUUCGGCCAAACCACCCUCUUCUCAUUCUUCGCUUGCGUAUGCUUCGCGGGUGCACUCUUCACCGCCACGUCUCUUGUCGAAACAGCGGGUCGCUCUUUAGAGGAGAUAGAAGAGCAGCUGCUGCCCCCAGCCUAG
Molecule: messenger RNA, 2130 nt
Organism: Closterium sp. NIES-65
Lineage: Eukaryota; Viridiplantae; Streptophyta; Zygnematophyceae; Desmidiales; Closteriaceae
Source: the annotation of a GenBank genome assembly